AUGAAACUCACUGUCAAGACGCUUACUGGUAAGGAGAUUGAGGUUUUAGUGGAUCCUCAAGACAAGGUUUCCAGAAUCAAAGAAUAUUUAGAGGAAAAAGAGGGCAUUCCUCCAACUCAGCAGCGAUUGAUUUUCCAGGGCAAACAAAUUGAUGAUGAAAUGACAGUAACUUCUGCUAAUUUGACCUCUGGUAUGCAGCUGCAUCUGGUUUUGACUCUGCGGGGCGGAUUUUAA
Molecule: messenger RNA, 234 nt
Organism: Lachancea meyersii CBS 8951
Lineage: Eukaryota; Fungi; Ascomycota; Saccharomycetes; Saccharomycetales; Saccharomycetaceae
Source: the annotation of a GenBank genome assembly